Messenger RNA from Nomia melanderi (Alkali bee), 6802 nucleotides. It is a transcript of the gene Noc3, whose product is annotated as Nucleolar complex protein 3. Lineage: Eukaryota; Metazoa; Arthropoda; Insecta; Hymenoptera; Halictidae. Gene Ontology annotation, biological process: DNA replication initiation. Gene Ontology annotation, cellular component: nucleolus. Gene Ontology annotation, molecular function: chromatin binding. The record is from RefSeq and is a predicted model, not a curated record.
GUUGUUGGCGAACGCGUGCCUCGCGCACCGACUUUCGAACCUUCGGAACAACACGGUAACGAAACGCUGGAUCCGCUCGGUCGCGGGACUAUCGCCGACUUUCUACGUUACGUUAACGCGACUACCGAGCAAUCAAAUCGAUCGGGUUGCACUUUCUUAACGCAGAACUGCCAGAUAGGUUGAAUCAUUUAUUCCUGAUUGCGUUUUAUGAUUAUUGAAGAUACGGAUACUUCUGUGAAAAUGAUUAACGGAAGUGAUAUAGUAAUGGUAAUAUUGAAGUGCAGGUCAGUUCUCAAGGAACGCUUAUUUCUAUCGAGACAGUAAAGGUUUAAGUCGGUUCUAGCGUUAAGUGUAACGGUUCAUUCGAGCUUCCGUUGAAUAUAGAUUCAGGAAUAUAGAUUCAACUCUAUGGAAAAACGCUUAAGAUUUCCGUGGCGCUCAACGUGUUCACCGGCGACAAUAUCCGUCGUGGACAGUUCACUGACUCGGUUCACAGUGUGUAACGUCUCUUUGCGCCAUCGAUGGCACGAUCCUCGCGCGAAGAAUUCGAUUAACGACUCGAUUCCUGAUCUGGGACACGACGCCUCGUGUGUUCCUUUCCAAGAUUCGUCGGUGUAACGUUACUUGUAACAGUUGAUUAACCCUUUGACUGCGGACAGCGUCUUUAAGCGCCAAUGCAAUUAAUUUUUCAUGUAACAGUUUAAGAGUGCUGACACGCUCGCUAGCAGCGUUCAUUUCGGCGACGGUCUCCUUAAUUAUUUUCUCCUCAAUUAUUUUCUUCAAUCCAAUAAAUCUAAACAAAAUAGAAAAAUGAAACUGAAACGAGUCACUAAGUUCCUGCAUGUAAUGUAGUUUAUCAUUUCUAAUAAUAUCCAUAAUUUCAUUUUCAUUGCGUAAAAUAUAGGAUUACUAUAUUAAUGGAUUAAUAUCUAUAAUUUCAUUUUCAUUAUGUAAAAUAUAGGAUUAGCCGUUACAAGUAUGUAACGCUGAUAGUGAACGUGUUAACACGCUUUCCUCUGGCAUCAUACUCUUCCUGCUCAGAAUUGUUUCUAUAAAAAUGUAAUGCCCAUAAAUUCUGCUUUCAUUAAUGAUAGAUACAAAAUUGUUUCCUUUUUAACGCAUCGCAGUCAAAGGGUUAAUUAAAGGGACUCUACCUCGCAUUAAGUCUUGGUUAGGUUCCUCUACCGUCCUACCGGAAGUAGUAUUAUAUCGUCCUGUACUCCUAAAAAAUAUAUCGGUUUCGCUUUAGUUCAGAAUUAUUAAAUCGACAAUUUAUAGCAUUAUAUAAUUAUCAGAUUAUAUAAUAAAAAUACUGUAGCGUAAUAUUAUAUAAUAACCGUUUGACUAAUGGAUCAUGGAUCGUGUAUACAACCGCGUGACACGAUUUUUCUGUGGACCUGCAACGAAUCGUGAAAAAUAGAUACAGUCGACAACAUUGAUUUGUAUUCAAAUUACAAAUUCCUAUUCGAACGUUUAAAAACCGCCGCUUUUGUGUCUGCCCUGGGUGACAAAUCGAACCAUUCGUUUCCGAUCGGCCAAUCAAUGGAAUCGUUGCGUCGAAAUUCGUUACGGUGACCGCAUGGACAAAUAUGCUUUUAAAUGCGUGGAAUUUGACCUUGUUAUUCGAUAACGCGCGACCACUUGCUGCAAGGAUGCCAGACAGUGAAAAUAAAACGAUUUACAACACGAAUUCGCCCGAUAAGCUUCCCUCCAUUAAUCGAACGACUCGUUCCCUCUAACUCCGUCGUUCGGAUAUUCGAAAACCGUCGAAAUCACGCGCCAUAUUUUCUUCCUUUUCUAGAGAAUAAUCUAUGUUACCUUCGACGAAAUAUUUCGUAUCUUCCCCCGACGUUAAUUGCAAAUUAUCAUAAAUAAUGCAACAAUAAGGCUUUCGCAUCACUCAACGGUCAACGAAUAAUCGAACUCGCGAUCGAAACACGUGGAACGCGAUAUAUCGUUCGCGCGAUUUACAUCCGAGAUUAGUGAACUGUCGUUGAAUAUCGUCGCAUUCGAAAUUCAAAUGUAGUCGGAACAUUCAUAACCGUAGAAAGUGUUUUAUAAAAUUAAUUCGAAAAAUACCUUAUACCGAGCAACGAUCCAGCCUCGUCGAAUUUACCCGCGAAAAUUCAAAUCGCACCAUGGGGUAGGGUCACACUUUUUGGAGGGAAGAUCGACGACGAACGUUCACUUCCGGUUUCGUUACGAAGUUAGACGGUCUUACACGUAACACGCGAAAAAAGAAUACGAGAACGGAACGAGUUUCAGUUUCAUCGGGCAACCGACGCGAUCACCGCAAAGGUCGAACCAUAACUGCACCCGAGGAACCAAGGAGAACACGUGGUACGCCGGGGCAAAACAACGUCCAUGGAUAUGUUGAAAUACACUUCACACGCUACGCGCGAUUUUACAUGUGUUUUACCGUUCUACACGUUAACGCACUAUUGCGAAUUUAAAAAAAAAUUGUAGAUCUGCAAUUCAGAAUUCACUUAAAAUUUAUUUACCUCAGUCGAAUAUUGAGGUUUAGAUACAUAAACAUAUACAAACUUAGUCUUGUAGAAUUAAUAACAUUUUUCGAUAUUUAUUAUUGAAAAAUGUUCAACAUGUGGUGUUUGUAUACGUCGUGUAACAUGGCGCGUUAAUGCCAAAACACGUGCUGACAGAACGAAUAGCCGUUUGUCGCGUGAGAAUAAAUAAUAAUUACUAUUCAGAAAUAACAGUGCUUUAUUAUUGUGGAAGGAAACAAUUUGUGUAACGGUUGUUGAAACUACAAAAAAAUGGCGAAGAAACUUAAAAUUAGUGCAAUUAAAAGAAGCAAUCAGAAAAGGACCAAACUUAUGAAACAAGGGAAACUUAGAACAAGGCGGCAUAGAGCUAAGAAACAAGUUCAGAAAGUAGUGCAAUCGCAUCCAGAAUCAGUUGAAGAAGAAGAAAGUGAUCAUGGGGAAGAUCUAUUGAAUAUGGUCGAAGAAGAUGAUUUACAGUUUCUGGAGAAAGCUAUUUCUAAUAAAUCCUAUAAUUUAUUGAAACAUAUACAUUUAGAUGAAACAGACAGUAGUAAAGAUAAAAAAAGAAAAAGUAAGGGAACAGUAGAGGAACUAUAUGAAAAUAAUGUUUCAAAAAUAAUUGAAGAAAAAGGCAACAAGAAGGUUCGUCUGUUACUUCCUACAAAAACUCAAAAUGGGAUGAUAGAGAAAAGAGUAAUGGAAGUUAAUGAUGAAGACAAUGAAAGUGGGUUUGGUGAAGAAGAAAAUGAAAAUGAAAAUGAAAAGGAAAAUGGUCAUGGACAUGAAAGUGAAAAUGAAGAUGAAGAUGAAGAUGAAAAUGAAAAUAAACAGCCAGUGUCUAUGAUUGAACUUUUAGCAUGCCGUAAAGAAGCACUAACAUCAAAACGUUUGAAGAUUGGUUUACUUGCUAGCAGUCUUUUAGAAACACCAGAAAACAAGUCUGAUAAUUUUAAACUAUUGUUAGAGUUUAUGGAAGAAAGUGAUCCAGAAGUAUAUAUUUCUGUUAGGAAAUUAGCUACAGUCUCUUUGUUAGAAGUUUUUAAGGACAUAUUGCCAUCUUAUCACAUACUGCAAAUUCAACAAGAAGGCAUAAAAUUGAAGAAAGAUACAUUAGCACUACAAAAGUAUGAAGCUACUUUAUUAAGAUAUUAUAAACAUUAUUUACAAAAGUUGGAAAAGAUGUCUGGAGUACUGAGAAAAAAGAAGGGAGAUACACGGAUAAUAAAAGAACAGGAAUUGGAAUUAGGAAAACUUGGAAUAACAUGUAUGUGUGAUCUCUUAACAACUCAUCCUUACUUUAAUUAUUCUGUUAAUGUAGCAAACUUUUUAAUACCAUUCCUUGAUAAUAAACAUGAAUAUGUAAGACAAGAAGUGGCCAAAUGCAUUUCCCAAAUAUUCAAAGAAGAUAAACGAGCUGAAUUAUCCCUUACAAUAGUACGUAGACUGAAUCAGUAUGUAAAAGCAAAAGCUCAUUCUGUUCAUUCUGAAGUUAUGUCUGUACUUUUAUGUCUUCGUAUAAAAGAUAUAAAUUUGGAUAAAGAGAAAGAAGAGGAAAGCAAACAAAAGAAACUCAUGUCUCACAAGCAAAGAAUUUUGGCUUUAAGUAAACGAGAAAGAAAGAAGAAUAAAAAACUCGAGCAAGUAGAAAAAGAAUUACUUGAAACCAAAGCAGAAGAGAACAAACAAUCUAAACAGAAGCUUCUCACUGAAAUCACCAGCAUAGUGUUCACUAUGUACUUUAGAAUUUUGAAACAAGCUCCAAAUAGCAAAAUUUUAUCUGUCUGUUUGGAAGGCCUUGCAAAGUUUGCACAUUGCAUAAAUUUAGACUUUUAUCAGGAUUUGGUAACUGCCAUAGAUAAGUUGAUGGAUGAAGGAAAUUUGAGACUAAGAGAUCAAUUGCAUUGCAUUCAAUGUGUAUUCACGAUAUUAUCAGGUCAAGGGUUAUCAUUAAACAUUGAUCCUUACAGGUUUUAUGUGCAUCUAUAUAAAAAUUUAAUAAGUAUCCACUGUGGCAAGACUCACCCAGAGUCCGAGAUUCUCAUUAAAAUUUUAGUACAAGUUCUAAUUCACAGAAGAAAAAGAAUUACGCCAAAUCGUUUGAUAGCAUUUCUCAAAAGAAUGGCUGUUAUGACUUUACAAUCUCAGCAUAAUACAGCACUCAGUAUUCUCGGUGUAGUGAAACAAAGUAUGCAACUUGGAAAAACAGCAAACGUUUUACUGGAUACAGAUUGCAGUACCGGAGAUGGCUUCUAUCAGCCAGAAUUAGAAGAACCUGAAUGUUGUAAUGCGCAUUGUACCGCAUUAUGGGAACUUGCAGCUUUGCAACGGCAUUAUCAUAGUGCUGUACAAAAAAUAGCAAAAAACAUAGCUUGGAGUGUACCACCAACCGGAGAAGGUAGUUUGCCCGUUGAAAUUGCAAAAUUAACACCGGAAGAACUGUACAGCGAAUAUGAUCCUACUGGUGUCGUAUUCAAACCAGCUGUACCAGCUCCCAAAAAGACAACUACCAAGAAGAUAAUAACGCAUCACUUCGUUAAUAACAAAUUCAGGGAUUAUGUUAAUAGUAUAAAUAACAUCGAAUUAUUUGCAGAUGGAUACGUAGAUUUUUAUAAUGAGUAUAGCAGUUAACAUUACAUGUAACGCAAAUUACAAGAAAGAAAUGAGUAGUGUAUUCAUUUAAACUUCACAUACUUUGUUGUAAAUAAUUAUUACAGUCCUCGAUGCCUUGUACACAAUCUACUCCAAAGUAAAUAAAUUAAAGAGCAUAAUUUUAUCACAACUAGAAAAUUUGUCAAUGAAACGAGUGUGCAACAAUAAUUACGUUUCGCAUAUUCAUAAAUCAUUGCCAUGUAUUUACAAUGUACAUAUUUUUUCUUAUCACAAUCAGUAGAAUACGAGAUUGAAUUAAGAUAAUUGAACACAUGUUGAAUGAUACUUCCUUACUCGCCUUCUAAAACUUCAGCAACUUAAUAAGAUAAGUUUGUAAUAAAUAACUUGUACUCAACUAAAAGCUUUAAUUCUUAUUCGAAGAUUAUCAGUCUACAUAUAUUCAUUUUAAAUUUCAUUCGAAGAAAAAAGAACGAAAAUCGCUUGCAACUUUCUGUGAAGUGUAUACUAUAAAAAAAUGUAGUAUCUCAAUAUUGACAUAACAAAAUAUUCCGUAUGAUAUUUCUUUGCAAAGAUAACUAAUUACUGACUAAUAAUUUUGUUUCUGUGAAAUGCAUUCUAUAUAGUAUCUGUGAAAACUCACAGAACAGAUCUAUACAUGUCACUCCUUUUGUACAAAGUAGCAUUGCAUUUUCAUUACUCUUACACUAUAAUGAGGAACAAUAUAUAAUUAAUUACUAUUAAAGCUGUUUAACCAGUGUCAUUUACAUAAUCAUCCUAUUCCCUUAUAUGGGAUUAGGCAUUUUACAUUUUGAUAAUCCAUCAACAAUUUUAGUGUUCUCUGAAUAAGUCUCUUCAUCUAUCUUUGUUUCACACGAAGUUUGUUUUACAUUAUCAUAUUUUGUUGGUGAUGAUAAGUCAAUUUUCUGUACAGGUAUAUAUUUACGUUCUAUGAUAUUCAUUUUUAUUGCAUCCUCUAUUUCUAAUGUUUCAUCUAUAAACUUCUCUUCGCUUCUGAUUAAUUUCUUUGAUGUGAUUUGUGCAGUUUUAUCAAGGCUCAAAAGUUUAGGUGCAUUAAUCUUGUCAAUUGUCUUUGUAACAAUUACCUGUUCAUUUUUAUCAUUUUGAUGAGGUGGCUGUGAAUUUCUUUUAGCAAGUAUUAUUUUAGUGUAUUUGAUAGUGGGUUGGUUUGUACGUGUCUGUAUGGGGAUUGUAGUUUUAGUUUUAGAUAUUGUAGGAUUUUGAGGUCGCGUUUGUAAUAUAACGUGAUUUAGAUUUUGAACACCUACAUUAGGACAUAUAAUAGUCUGAGUGGAGGGUGCAAGAAAUUUGUUAGUUGCCUGUUGCAGUUUAUCUUGCUUGUUACUUAUGAGAACGACUUUAGUAUUACUGUUUAAUUUGGAUGUACCUUUCUCAUGGACAUCUAUGGGUACAGAUGCUUGCGACAAAGACGAAUUUUUUUCAAUGGAAUUUAAAUUGUCAUCAUCUUUCGCAAAUAUGAUUGGUAUGUCCAAUAUAUUACCUAAAUCGUCAUCGAUAUCAUUUGAGAGGCAAUUCUUUUGUAUAGCCUGAGGUUUCGCUUUGUGAAUUCUUUGUAAAUUGGAUGUGUUCACUGUGAUUUUUGGCAUUGUUUUUGUAGAUCGUUGUGUAGCUUUUAAUUUGUUAGAUAGUGGCAAAAUAGUUCCUGAACU